AUGGACACAAGUAUCGGGACAGCCCAGGAGAGGGCUGCGCUGCUACAUACUCCCGAGCUGCAGGAUUCCGACGCUCAGCACCACACCGCCGCGAUGCUGGACCUGCCGACAAAAACGGUCGACGAAGACGUGGCUGAGGGCCUUGAAUUCGAGCACAAUUUGACGUUUCGCCAAGCACUCGGCAUCUACUACAAGGCCAUAUUAUGGUGCCUGGUCAUCUCGACAUGCGUCAUCAUGGAGGGUUAUGACCAGAUUCUCGUCCAGAGCUUCUUUGCGUAUCCCCAGUUCCAGAUUAAGUUUGGAGAGUAUGUAGGCAGAGGGCCUACGGGAUAUCAGCUGAGCGCACCCUGGCAGGCUGCGCUAUCAAAUGCAUCCGGCGUGGGCGCAUUCUUUGGUGCCCUUAUCAAUGGACCACUUGUCAGUCGCUUCGGGCACAAAGCUGUCCUCUUAGGGGCCUUGAUCAGCCUGUCUUCAUUCAUCUUCAUCACAUUCUUCGCGCAGACCGCUGCAGUUCUUUUAGUUGGCCAGUUUCUUGCAGGAUUUCCCUGGGGCGUCUUCGCUACCACAGCGCCCGCAUAUGCCUCCGAAUGUCUACCUGUAAUCUUGCGAGUUUAUUUUACGAGCUUCACCAACAUGUGUUUUAUCAUCGGCCAACUUAUCGCAGCCGGUGUGUUACGUGGCUUCCAGUCCCGCGAAGAUGAGUGGGCUUUCCGCAUCCCAUUUGCGGUCCAGUGGAUAUGGCCGACAUUCCUCAUCCCGCUUGUGGCUUUGGCACCCACGAGUCCAUGGCACGAAGUUAGACACGGGCGUCUAGAUGCGGCGGAGAGAUCUCUGCGCAGGCUACAAGUCGAGUCACCGUUAGCAGAUCCGAAGAAAGCAUUGGCCGCCAUUGUUUACACGAACAAACUCGAAGAAGAGCUUGAGGUCGGCACGUCAUAUUGGGAUUGCCUGAAGAAGUUUGAACUUCGAAGGACAGAAAUCGCAUGCAUGGCAUUUAUUGGGCAGCCUCUUGUCGGACUCAACCUUGGCUGUAAGUACUUGAAGACACGCUCAUCUACGAUACCGCUGACAAAUAUCGCAAGAUAA
Molecule: messenger RNA, 1086 nt
Organism: Colletotrichum gloeosporioides
Lineage: Eukaryota; Fungi; Ascomycota; Sordariomycetes; Glomerellales; Glomerellaceae
Product: Alpha-glucosides permease MPH2
Exons: 2
Coding region: 1-1086 (361 amino acids)
Biological process (GO): carbohydrate transport; transmembrane transport
Cellular component (GO): membrane
Molecular function (GO): carbohydrate:proton symporter activity
Source: RefSeq, a predicted model, not a curated record